AUGCCAAGUACACUGGAGAGUAUCUGUAUGAUGGUGGCAUCUGGAGAGUGCCUAGUGGGUAUUUUGGUUAACGGCUUCAUUGGACUAGUAAACUUCAUUGACUGUGUGAAGACCAGAAGAGUGACCUUAAUUGAUUUCAUCCUUACUGGCUUGGCCACCUCCAGGAUUGGUACAUUGUGGGCACUAAUAGCACUGUACUUUUUGAAUUUUUUCUGUUUUAAAACAAGUUUCAUUGGUAUUUGGAUGUUUUCAGAAGUCAUCUGGAACCUCAGCAACCAUUCAAGUGCCUGGUUUGUAUGUUGUCUCAAUAUGUUUUAUUUUCUGAAGAUUGCCAACUUCUCCCAUCCUGCCUUUCUCUGGCUGAAGUGGAGAAUUAACAAGGUGGUCCUCAGGAUGCUGAUGGGAGGCUUGCUCACAUACUUGUUCAUUAACCCUUCAAUGAUGGAGAGAAUUACUAAGAUUCGGUUAAUUCCAAUUAAUCGAGAAAUUAAAACAAAUAUUACUCAUUAUGACCAAGGAUUGAAAACCCUAAAAUUUUCCAUCCUGAUUGUCUUCAAUACUGGGGGUUUGGUCCCCUUUGCUCUUUCCCUCAUCUCCUGUUUCCUGUUAGUACUAUCCUUCUGGAGACACAUCCAGCAGAUGAAUCUCAAGGUCACAGGCUCCAGGGAUCCCAGUACAGAGGCCCAUGUGAGGGCUAUGAAAGCCAUAAUUUCCUUUCUCUUCCUCUUCAUACUAUAUCAUUUGGGCUUCACUAUGGGACUUUUAAACAUAUCUAUGUUUUACAGUAAACUUGUGGGAAUGUUUUCACUGAUAGUCAUGAAUGUCUAUCCCCUGAGCCACUCUAUCAUUCUAAUCCUGGUUCACAGAAAGCUGAGGCAGGCCUCUUUGUGGGUACUAGAGAAGCUCAAAGACUUCUUCAAAGUCCCUGGGAAAGUUUAA
Molecule: messenger RNA, 939 nt
Organism: Trichosurus vulpecula (common brushtail)
Lineage: Eukaryota; Metazoa; Chordata; Mammalia; Diprotodontia; Phalangeridae
Product: taste receptor type 2 member 7-like
Exons: 1
Coding region: 1-939 (312 amino acids)
Biological process (GO): detection of chemical stimulus involved in sensory perception of bitter taste; G protein-coupled receptor signaling pathway; sensory perception of taste
Cellular component (GO): membrane
Molecular function (GO): bitter taste receptor activity; G protein-coupled receptor activity
Source: RefSeq, a predicted model, not a curated record